Recurvomyces mirabilis is the source of this 1629-nucleotide messenger RNA. RefSeq lists its product as uncharacterized. The record is from RefSeq and is a predicted model, not a curated record. The transcript is spliced from 4 exons. Gene Ontology annotation, molecular function: oxidoreductase activity, acting on paired donors, with incorporation or reduction of molecular oxygen; monooxygenase activity; heme binding. Lineage: Eukaryota; Fungi; Ascomycota; Dothideomycetes; Mycosphaerellales; Teratosphaeriaceae. Bases 1 to 1629 code for a protein of 542 amino acids.
AUGGAGGAUGCAAUGGCGUCUUGGCAGGACGUGAACUGGACGACCUUCGCCUUCAGGCCAAUCGUGCUCUUCACAGUAGUCUACCUGCUGUAUCGACUGACCACCGCAUACAUCAACGAGCGGUCCUUCCAGAUCUUCGCCAAGCAGAAUGGAUGUCAGCCUCCUCUUGAUCUCUCGGGACCAUGGUACAGGCGCUUCGAUCGACUGCGUAGAGUCCUCAACCUGAGGAAGAGCGGCGAAGACAUCCUGGAUGAUAUCAUUGCGGCCGACUUUGCCAACAGCGUGGGAACUGUUCAGCGUACCAUGCACGAAGGAUCACAGGUCAUCACUACGAUCGAGCCUGCAAAUCUGCAAAGCAUGCUCGCCACUCAGUUCGAAGACUUCGGUACUGGACACCUUCGAUAUUUGCAGCUUGGUCCAGUCCUUGGUCGUAGCAUCUUCACUAGCGAUGGUCCAUUCUGGGCCCACUCGCGAGCACUGUUCAGACCGCAGUUCUCUAGGGACAAUAUCAAUGAUCUCGAAAGUACGGAGAAAGCUGCCAAAGUAUAUGUAUCUGCUCUGGGCGAGAUAGAUGCUAGUGGCUGGACCAGCAACGUAGACCUGCAGCCUAUGAACUUCAGCUUUACUCUUGACACAGCGAGUGAUUUCCUCUUUGGUGAAUCUGUCGAUUCGCAAUCGAGUAGAUUGCCUGCUGGAUCAGCUCAGCAUGAGAGUUCUGCAGGCAUGGAGACUGCCCGGGCUCAAGCCGUGUCGAAGCAAUUCCUUGACGACUUCGAAAUCCUUAGUCACACGAUCAUCAUGCGCAUCCGUAUGUCGUCGCUGUACUGGGUCAUGGACAGCUUCAAGUUUCGUAAAGCAGUGGCACGGGUUCAGAACUUCACAGAAUACUAUGUGAAUAAAUCCAUCGAGAGUGCUAAAGCUGGGAAGAUUGAAGGUCAGUCUGAUAAUCUACUCGCUCGUCUCGCUUCGGAUACACAAGAUAGGGAGGAGCUUCGCAAUCAGACACUUGCAAUCCUUUUCGCCGGACGAGACACCACUGCUGGUCUACUUGGAUGGUGCUUCAUGCGUCUGGCACUCCAUCCGGACAUCUUGUCUAAACUUCGACAGAUUAUACUAUCGGACUUCAAGGCCAAUGACCCUAUCACUUUCGCCAAGAUCAAAGGAUGUCGAUAUCUUCAGCACUUUUUGAACGAGGUCUUGCGUAUUCACCCGCUAGUGCCGAUCAACUCUCGACAAGCCAUGAAGCAUACGACUCUUCCAGCCGGUGGUGGCCCUGAUGGCAAGUCGCCUAUCGCCGUGCGCAAAGGUCAAUUCGUUGCCUUCUCCGUCUACUUGAUGCAGCGUCGCAAAGAUCUUUGGGGUGAGGACGCCCUCGAGUUCAAGCCCGAAAGAUGGGAAGAGAAAGUACCGGCCUGGCAGUAUCUGCCUUUCUUGGGCGGUCCUCGAAUCUGCAUCGGGCAACAAUUCGCGUUGACUGAAGCCAGCUACCUGCUGAUCAGGCUCUUGCAGAAAUUCGAUAAGAUCGAGCCAACGGACCUGCAAGAAAUGCGGCAGAUGCGGAAAGCCCUCGGGCUCACGAUGUGGCCUCGAGAUGGUGUGAAAGUCAGGCUGCAUAGAGCUUCGUCUUGA